This is a messenger RNA of Pantherophis guttatus, 691 nucleotides long. The record is from RefSeq and is a predicted model, not a curated record. Lineage: Eukaryota; Metazoa; Chordata; Lepidosauria; Squamata; Colubridae.
GCCCGCUCAGUCCCCGGCCGACCCGCGGCGCCCGCCGCUCGUAGCAGCCCGCCCGCCCGCCCGCCAGCCAGCGAUCCCUCGAGCCAAGCGGCGAUCCCGGGCGCGGUGCGGACCGAGGAGCCCGGCGUUGCGCGGCGGCGAAGCAGGCCGGCCGGCCUCUCCGGGGCCCGCGCUCCUCGCUCAUGCGGGGCCGGGCGCGGCGCCUGCCCCGUCGCCAGCCGGGCGCGCAGCCAUGAGCCAGGCGGAGUUGUCGGCCCCCCGCGCGGCGCCCAGCCAGCGCGUCUUCCAGGAGGCGGUGCGCAAGGGCAACACGGCCGAGCUGCACUCGCUGCUGCAGAACAUGAGCAGCUGCGAGUUUAACGUGAACUCCUUCGGCCCCGAGGGCCAGACGGCGCUGCACCAGUCGGUGAUCGACGGCAACCUGGAGCUGGUCAAGCUGCUGGUCAAGUUCGGCGCGGACAUCCGGCUGGCCAACCGCGACGGCUGGAGCGCCCUGCACAUCGCCGCCUUCGGGGGCCACCAGGACAUCGUCCUCUACCUGAUCACCAAGGCCAAGUACUCGGCCGCCGGCGGGGGAGGCGGCGCGGGGGGCGGCGGCCGCGGCUGAGCGCGCUCCGGCAGCUCCGUCGCGGCGGCGCCCCGAAAGCCUCCCGCUCCGGCCCGCAGGCGAGAGCGGCGGCGCCUCCGUCAA